Messenger RNA from Stegodyphus dumicola, 1308 nucleotides. RefSeq lists its product as uncharacterized. The record is from RefSeq and is a predicted model, not a curated record. NCBI's taxonomy places the organism in Eukaryota, Metazoa, Arthropoda, Arachnida, Araneae, Eresidae.
AUGUAUGUUGAUGAUCUUGUUACAGGAGCAGAUGAUGUAUCAGAAGCCUUAAAAACUUCAAGGGAAGCAAAGGAAAUUAUGCGUGGAGCUGGGAUGAAUCUACGCAAAUGGGUGACGAAUGAUUAUCAUUUAGCUAAAAAAUGGGAAGAAGAAAAUUUUGAUAUUCAAUCCCUAAGCUCAAAUGAAAAGAUACUGAAGGUAUUAGGAAUUCAAUGGAACAUUCAGGAAGAUAGUUUGAGUAUAGAGACUUCUUGUUUGACGAAAAUUUCGAGGAGAAAAAAAUACCAAACAGCUGGAAAAAUAUAUGAUCCUCUUGGACUCAUCACACCAUUCACUGUUAGAAUAAAACUUUUACUACAAAAGCUAUGGUUACGUGAAUUACCAUGGGAUGAAGAGCUUCCUUCUGAUUUGAACGACGAGUGGUCUGAGUGGUGUAGCGAGCUUUCAGAACUUAGUAACAUUAGUGUUCCAAGAUUUGCUUUGGAUUCAUGUGAUGAAAAUAUAGAGAUCCAUGUUUUUUCUGACGCAAGUCAAAAGUUGUAUGGUGCAGCCGUUUACGUAAAGAGUUUCACCUGUCAAAAAGUUUCCUUGCCUCGACUUGAAUUGCUGGGUGCACUGAUUGCUGCAAGAUUGGGAACGGAAGUUAAAAAAGUUUUAGAUCGUAAAGGUUCAUCUAAUAUCUUUUUUUGGAGUGAUUCUAAAGUUACACUGUAUUGGAUCAAAGGAUCAAGCAGAAGAUGGAAGUCUUUCGUUCAAAAUCGCGUCGACGAGAUUCAGAAGUUGACUAAUCCAGAUUCAUGGUUUUAUUGUUCAACCAAAGACAAUCCAGCCGAUCUUCUAACGCGUGGAGUUAGUGCCUCUUCUCUAGUGAACAAUUCUAAGUGGUGGUGGACUUGUGCAGAAUUUUUUACAGAGCCGCAUCUUCCCUACAAGUGCUUACAACCAAUAGUUCCAGAGGUUGAGAACCUAACACCAAAUGAAAGGGAGUCCUUUGUGCAAGAAAGCAAAAGUUCUAGUGACAUUAAUGACAUUUCUGAGAGAACUAUGUUUAUUUGUAAUUGCAGGAAAGGUGAAUCAAGAAAGGUAGGCCCUCUUCAACUAGAGGAGAUUAUGGGCAAUUUGCCAUACGAGAGAGUUAAUAGAUCACCCCCAUUUAGUGUUUCAGGCCUUUCGCCACCACCAAGGCCGGAAGCGGAGGAUCAUUUUAUCAUGGAGGCAUUUAAUAAGGGACCACCGUUACCUCCUAUGAAGUUGCCUCACCUCCUCCUUCUGCGGGACUUGAACCCGGACCCUUUUAUACCGCAGUAG